Syngnathoides biaculeatus (alligator pipefish) is the source of this 2394-nucleotide messenger RNA. RefSeq names its product RAB34, member RAS oncogene family a (gene rab34a). NCBI's taxonomy places the organism in Eukaryota, Metazoa, Chordata, Actinopteri, Syngnathiformes, Syngnathidae. Gene Ontology annotation, molecular function: GTP binding; GTPase activity. The record is from RefSeq and is a predicted model, not a curated record. The transcript has 11 exons. Gene Ontology annotation, biological process: endocytosis; phagosome-lysosome fusion. Bases 258 to 1061 code for a protein of 267 amino acids.
AACGGAAUCUUGGCUCUUCGGUCCCAUUCCGUGUUGCUUCUUCACCCCUUUUUUUUUUUUUUUCUUUUAACCAAAAUCUCUCAGCAUAGUUCUCCAACAUUCUUCGCAAUAUUCCACAAUUUAUCACCGCUGCCAUGAGCACGACCGUCCAGGCCGCGCACUGAAUGAUAUUUGGAGAGGUUAAGUGAGGGGGGAAAAAGGAGGUUUUAAAAAAAGAAAGGAGUGGGACCGCCGCCACCUCGUCUCGCCAAGGCCCGAUGUCGGCGCGAAGUCCAAGCAUGAGCGUGUUCCCUCCCGUUCGCAAGGACCGCAUCAUCCCGCAGCUGCCUCACUGUUUCUGCAAGGACGCCGCGCUCCACGUCGAACGUGACUUCGACCCCAAAGUGAAGGCGGCGUGCCAGGAGCAGCGCACCGGCACGGUCGGCUUUAAAAUCUCCAAGGUGAUCGUGGUGGGCGACUUGGCCGUGGGCAAAACCUGCCUGAUUAACAGGUUUUGCAAGGACGCGUUUGACAAGAACUACAAGGCCACCAUCGGCGUGGACUUCGAGAUGGAGCGCUUCGAGGUGCUCGGUGUUCCUUUUAGCCUUCAGCUGUGGGAUACGGCGGGUCAGGAGAGGUUCAAGUGCAUCGCGUCCACGUACUACAGAGGAGCUCAGGUGGUGAUUAUCGUGUUUGACGUCACCGACGUGAAGUCGUUGGAACACAGCAGGCAGUGGCUCGAAGACGCCUUGCGCGAGAACGACCCCACGGCGGUGCAGCUGUUCCUGGUCGGCACCAAGAAAGACAUGAGCUCGCCCGCUCAGUACUCGCUGAUUGAACAAGACGCCCUCCAGGUGGCGCAGGAGAUGCGGGCGGAGUAUUGGACGCUGUCGUCGCUCACAGGCGAGAACGUGAAGGAGUUUUUCUUCCGGGUGGCGUCGCUGGCAUUCGAAACCAACGUCCUCGCCGAGCUAGAGAAGAGCGGAACGAGGCAAAUAGGCAACAUAGUCAAAAUCCAGAGCAACAGCAGCAACCUGUACGCCACAUCCAAGAAGAAGAAGCAGCCGGCCUGCUGUCAGUGACGCCGCGUUGGGAGGCCAGAAGGUACGAAAGGGGGGGGGGGGGGGGGGGGGGAGACGCUGCUGUGGUGGACGCAAGACAGGCACGCUCACACGAAGAGCGCGUUUCUUCACGCCGUUCACGUGUACAUUGGGAGUUUUAAUAUAACUAAAUUGCAUUUUCAGCCUGUCGAGUGCUGCAUUAGCCAAUCGCAAGCCUGAAAAAGCAACAAGAACUGCCUUGACCCGAUACAGGCAGUCCGUUUAGAAAUCUGUCGUUCACUUGCUCUGCUCCAAAUUGGGACACGAUUUCCAUAUUUUGAUUGAUCGAAUGCAGCACACAAACCGAGUGACACUGUCCUCUUCUCUUAUUGGUCACAACAAAGUAAACAGGAAAAAGUUUAGCCUGACUUGUUUGCCAAACGUGAAAAAAUGUGGCAAUUCUUGGAAGAGUACAAAAUGUUUUUCUUGAUGGUUUCAAUCUUUUUUUUCUCUAGAAAAUUUAGAAAAAUGCAACCCAAAAAAAAACAAAUAUUUACUGCACCCGUGUGCAACUUUGUUCCUUGAAAAAAUACAUUUGGAAUAUUUACUUUCUUUCUCUAUAUAAAAAAUAUCUCCUAUAAAAACUGAGUUUACACUUGUAAAAUUACUUUAUUCUCAAACUAAACCAUUUUGCUCUUUAGUAUAUUCCUUUUUUUUUUUUUUUUAUGACUAUUCUCCCUUCCCUUAUUUUUGUAAUUCUCAUUUUCCAUUUUAUGUUCCCCUUGACCAGUAAGAGGCGUGAUGUCUUUUGGUUUGUUGUGAUGCAUUCAGGUUCCCUUGGAUUUUUUUUUUUUUUUUUUUUUUUUUACCCGCUAAUCAAACCAGCGCAAAUAAUAUCAAUAACGGGUGGCUCACGUACGUCGAGCAUGCCGGCAAACAUUUUCCGCUGUUACGCAAAGUAUUGCAACAACAAUUAAGUUUGUUUUCCCCGAUUGUUCCUUUUGGGUGGCGUCGAUCGCCGUUUACAUGUGAACAGAAUGCGUAAAAAAGGGGACUUUGUGAAAUAUGUAUAGUGCUUGCCUUUUUAUGAGAGAGGCUCACAACUGCCGCCCGAUGCCAAAGACUCACCGGCACCCUUGCGAACAUCGCUGACGUGGAAAUUCUGACAGAAUUCAUGAGGGACUGGCUCUUUAACUAGUAUCGCAUAUUAAAAGUAAAGCAACUAUAUACCUGCUUUUUUUUUUUUUUAUUAUUAUUAUUAUUAUGUAUGACCUCACUAAAUGCUGUCAAUGACAUAUACAUAACACUGUCAAAGUAAGUGGAUGCAAACUCUGAGUAACUUCAACCUGCUGUGCUCUCUUUUUUUUGCUGCCAA